This is a messenger RNA of Betta splendens (Siamese fighting fish), 1054 nucleotides long. RefSeq names its product troponin I, slow skeletal muscle-like. The transcript has 5 exons. The record is from RefSeq and is a predicted model, not a curated record. Lineage: Eukaryota; Metazoa; Chordata; Actinopteri; Anabantiformes; Osphronemidae. Gene Ontology annotation, cellular component: troponin complex. Gene Ontology annotation, biological process: muscle contraction. Bases 232 to 693 code for a protein of 153 amino acids.
AGUAAGCAGCCUCCUACCUUAUAUACUGUUUUAAAUCAUUUAUCACACACGGAAUAAUAAUGAACAUCUGCUCUUUCUUUCCAUGAAUAAUGGACACUUUUUUUACAACUCUAAAGGCCUUCGGAUCUUGGAUCUCAAUGUCAUAAGCGUCUUUUCUUUAAGCAGCGUGAAGCCUAUAUUGUCUGGAGCGUAAUCUCAUGUUGUCACCAGACCAAACUGCUAAAAAAAGCCAUGACUAUGUGGGAGAAUGACAAGCAAGUCAGAAAAGAUGAACGAGAGCGAAUCCUCGCUGAGAAAGUCCCUGCACUCCAGCUGUCAGGCCUUUCUUUGCAGGACCUACAGAACCUUUGUAAAGAGCUACAACAGAAAAUUGACGUGGUUGACGAAGAGCGGUACGACAUUGAUGCUAAAGUGAAAAUUAAUGACAUCAAGAUACACGACCUGUCUCAGACGAUCUUUGAGCUAAAGGGUAAAAUGAAGAGACCGAACCUGAAGAGGGUGAGGGUGUCUGCUGACGCCAUGCUGGGGGCUCUUCUGGGCUCAAAGGUCAAGGAGUCUGUGGACUUCAAGGCCAACCUCAAGACUGUGAAGAAGGAGGAGGAGAAGAAAGAGGAGGUGACUGACUGGCGUAAGAAUGUGGAUGCCAUGUCUGGUAUGGAAGGCAGGAAGAAGCUGUUUGAUGCAGGACAGUAAGGGUGUUUAGGUGGAACCCCUUCAUUCACUGUAUUUUAAAAAGCAUUACCAGAAGGUUUCAUGUCUCAGCUGUUCAACAGUCUGUGCGAACGGAAUAUAGCUUGACUUUUAUCAAUAAAUCUUGCGUUUUUAAUGUAUUUCUGUGUUUGAUUUUGUUUAUCUUUCAUAAGUCUUUAUGUAGGCAGCAAUUUAAUUGACUAUACUAAUUAAUAAAUUCAAACUGUGAAUAACACUAAUGUCUGAUUAUGUGAUUUUGUGUUUUCGCUGCAAAUGUAACUUAAACUUAACUUGCAGGCCUUCUUUAAUGAGUUAAAAAAAACAAUAUAAUAUUAUGCAAAAAUAAAAACUGUUUUUUCCGGGA